Molecule: messenger RNA, 2035 nt
Organism: Aspergillus novofumigatus IBT 16806
Lineage: Eukaryota; Fungi; Ascomycota; Eurotiomycetes; Eurotiales; Aspergillaceae
Product: UDP-N-acetylglucosamine diphosphorylase
Exons: 3
Coding region: 128-1657 (509 amino acids)
Biological process (GO): UDP-N-acetylglucosamine biosynthetic process
Molecular function (GO): UDP-N-acetylglucosamine diphosphorylase activity
Source: RefSeq, a predicted model, not a curated record
AGCUUCAGCUCAAGUUUCAACUACACCCCGCACUCUUCGAAACAAAACCUCCCCUCUCUUUCUCUCCUUAUUUCUCCUUCUCAACGUCCCUCUUCGUUGAUACCCUCUUUAAGACUUAAUCAUCAAUAUGGCUGCAGCUAUCAAAGAGACAGUCUCCAACUUCAUGGAGAGAUUCCAUGGUCAUCCAGAGAACCUUCCCCGUGAACCAUCUGCUGAAGAGUUCCAGCAGCUUAGACAAAAGUACACCGAUGCAGGCCAGGGACAUGUCUUCGCAUUCGUUGACGAAUUACAAACCGUCGAGAGGUCCCAGCUCUUCCACCAGUUAUCAAACUUCGACCCUAUCCGAAUUAACGAACUCGCCGACAAGGCUCUGAACCCUCCCAAAGCACAAGAUGGGCCCGCUUCGCUUGAACCCCUGCCGGAUGUCGCCACUGCUUCGAUUCUCGACUCAGAUCCCAAGGAUAUCGAACAAUGGUAUGAGGAGGGGCUCAAACUUGUGGCGGGUAACAAGGUUGCGGUCGUCCUGAUGGCAGGUGGACAGGGAACCCGUCUGGGAAGCUCCGCGCCGAAGGGCUGCUUCGACAUCGGGCUUCCUAGUCACAAGUCGCUUUUCCAGAUCCAGGCGGAGAGGAUCGCUAAGCUCCAGCUACUUGCUCAGAAGAUUUCAGGCAAGGAGGCUGUCAUCCCUUGGUAUGUCAUGACCAGUGGACCUACCCGCAAGCCAACGGAGGAGUUCUUCGAACAACAUAAAUACUUUGGAUUGAACAAGAGCGAUGUCAUCAUCUUUGAGCAAGGCGUCUUGCCAUGCAUCUCCAACGAGGGUAAGGUCUUGAUGGAGAGCAAGUUCAAGGUCGCUGUUGCUCCUGAUGGAAACGGUGGUAUCUACCAGGCCAUUCUUACAUCUGGUGUGCGAGAGGAUAUGCGCAAGCGGGGAAUUGAGCAUAUUCACACUUACUGUGUCGACAACUGCCUUGUGAAGGUGGCGGAUCCUGUGUUCAUUGGUUUUGCCGCAUCGAAACAGGUUGAUGUCGCUACAAAGGUAGUCCGGAAGCGCAAUGCCACAGAGUCGGUCGGUCUGAUUCUGCAGAAGAACGGCAAGCCUGAUGUGGUCGAGUACUCUGAGAUCGACAAGGAGACGGCGGAGGCCAAGGAUCCCAAACAGCCUGACGUGCUCAAGUUCCGUGCCGCUAACAUUGUCAACCACUACUACUCCUUCAAAUUCUUCGAAUCCAUCGAAACUUGGGCACAUAAACUCCCUCACCAUGUCGCCAGAAAGAAGAUUCCUUGCAUCAAGGAGGAUACUGGCGAGUUCUUCAAGCCGGAGAAGCCCAACGGUAUCAAGCUGGAGCAGUUUGUCUUCGAUGUCUUCCCCAUGACUCCCUUGGAAAAGUUCGCUUGCAUCGAGGUUCGUCGUGAGGAUGAGUUCUCACCAUUGAAGAACGCGAGAGGCACUGGGGAGGAUGACCCCGAUACCAGCAAGUGGGAUAUUAUGAGCCAGGGACAGCGCUGGAUUGAGAAGGCGGGCGGCAUUGUGAUUACUGAGGGUGAUGCCGUUGGUGUUGAAGUAUCUCCAUUGAUCAGCUAUGGCGGAGAGGGCCUUGAAUUCCUGAAAGGGCGCGAGAUCAAAGCACCAGCCUUCAUUGAAAAAGAAGAAUAAAAGAGCCAUGUUGUUUUUCUUAUCAUUUCCUAUCAGAUUAUUGACAGGUAUAUCUUCGUCCUUUGCAUCAGUAUGUCGUACACAACCGAAGCCGUUUACUCAUAUGUGGGUCUCACUAUCCGGUAUGCUGGAUUGCUGACCGCAGCCGGUGAGCUUCCUAACUAGAGAUUUUUUCUUCUCAGUUUCCAUCGGCCGGUAUCAAUGGUUGCAUUAUGAGAAUGUUCCUAGUUUAUUUUGCAUCGCGAUGAAUCUCCCAGGAAUGGAGAACAUCCGCUACAGCAGCUGCUCGUCAGUAGCAGCAGUUGUGUAAUCUCAGAAUCCUUAGCCGAUAAAUACAGGCAGUUACGUUACUCUGACAAAGGUAUCUGAGAGUUAUCC